Messenger RNA from Melospiza melodia melodia, 1892 nucleotides. It is a transcript of the gene NRGN, whose product is annotated as neurogranin. Lineage: Eukaryota; Metazoa; Chordata; Aves; Passeriformes; Passerellidae. Gene Ontology annotation, molecular function: protein binding. The coding region runs from base 154 to 375 and encodes 73 amino acids. The transcript has 3 exons. The record is from RefSeq and is a predicted model, not a curated record.
GUGUCGGGCUGAUAGGCUCGCCCGGAGGAAAGCGCAUUACGUAGGCAAGCGGCUCCGCUCAACUUGCCACCUGCGCCGGGAGAGCUGCCGGGGAAGAAGCGAGAUCCUGCCGGAGCCCCUCGCCCGCCGCUGGCCGCCCACCCGCCCUCCGCCAUGGACUGCUGCAAUGAGGGAGCCUGCACAAAGCUGGACGAGGACAUCCUGGACAUCCCUUUGGACGAUCCCGAUGCCAACGCGGCAGCUGCCAAGAUCCAGGCUAGUUUCCGUGGCCAUAUGACCCGCAAGAAGAUCAAAGGGGGCGAGAUCGAUCGGAAAACCAAGGACGCCGAGUGCGCCAACAGCACCCGCGGCGGCGACCUCCGCAACGGCGACUAGGUACCCCCCAAAUCCCGCUCUGCCCCCCAAAACUGGGGGCCACCAGCUGCUGACCGGACACCCCUCGCCACCGACCCCCUGCCAGCGCUGCCCGCCGAGGCCCAGGAGCCCCCGCUUCACCCCCUGCCCCCCGCAUGCACCCCCCGGGGUCCCCCCACAGCCAGGCCCCGCCCCUGUCCCUGGCUGUCCCCCCCCGCCCCAGACACCCCCCGCCCCAAUAAACGCCCCUGCCAGAGCCCCGGCCUGUCCUCGGUGCCUUCUGAUGCCAGCGGCAGAGCGGUGAGGUCACAGUGGGCAGGGGGAGGGCUGGGGAUGCCAGCUGGGACUGCCCGUGUGUGUGUACAACACGCUGCAGGCACGUGUGACAUCACUGCCAGGCUGGGACGUGACAUCAGCGCGUGCUGUGACAUCACUGUGGGUGGGAGAUGACCUGGGAGGUGCUGGCAGGAGAUGGGUGGUGAUGUCACUACUGGACAAGUGACAGCUGCUGUGACACCAUGCAGGGGUGUGAGAUGUCACUGCUGGGUGUGUGACACCAUACAGGUGUGUGUGACAUCACUGCUGGAUGUGUGACACCAUACAGGUGUGUGUGACGUCACUGCUGGGUGUGUGACACCACACAGGUGUGUGUGACACCAUACAGGUGUGUGUGAUGUCACUGCUGGAUGUGUGACACCAUACAGGUGUGUGUGACACCAUACAGGUGUGUGUGAUGUCACUGCUGGGUGUGUGACACCAUACAGGUGUGUGUGACACCAUACAGGUGUGUGUGAUGUCACUGCUGGAUGUGUGACACCAUACAGGUGUGUGUGAUGUCACUGCUGGAUGUGUGACAUCAUACAGGUGUCUGUGAUGGCUGGAGUGACAUCAUUCCACUGUGUGUGAUGUCACCACCAGGCAUGACUGUGGGUGUGACAUCAUACAGGCACGUGUCACAUCGCUGCUGUGUGAUGGCAGGUGUGACAUCAUGCAGGCACAGGUGGCAUCCCUGAUGGACAUGUGAUGCCUGUAUGGCAUCAUCCGGGCCUCACUCAGGUGCUGUGAUGUCACACACUCAUUGUGGCGUCGUACCUCCUGACACAGGGAGUGACGUCACGGUCAUGGGUGUGACAACGCGUCCAUCGUGAUGUCACCUCAGCCUGAGGAGCUUGGCUGGUGCACUGUGACAUCACCCUGCCCUGUGACAUCACCCAGAAGGUCGUGGGACAUCCCUCCCCGCCUCGAAAUCCGCACAAACUCACCCAAAGCGCCGGUGCUGGGCAGCGCAGCAGCUUUUAAUCAGAAAACCCCUAAAAAAAGUGUGUUGUGUGUGUGUGUGUCCCCAUCAUCCCCCCUCCCCCCACCCCUACUUUCUUUUGUGAAAAAAUCCCUCAUUUCACCCGAUAUAUAGAUAUAGAAAAACAAAACCAUAAAAGGGGACCCCCCUGAGGCAGGGCUGGGGCUGGUUUGGGGGGUGAUAUUUAUGGGGUCCCUCCAACGCAGAGAGCCCCUGCACCCAUUAAACACACCCACGACGA